Amyelois transitella is the source of this 1664-nucleotide messenger RNA. RefSeq names its product methionine synthase reductase. The transcript is spliced from 5 exons. The coding region runs from base 95 to 1501 and encodes 468 amino acids. The record is from RefSeq and is a predicted model, not a curated record. Gene Ontology annotation, biological process: homocysteine metabolic process. Lineage: Eukaryota; Metazoa; Arthropoda; Insecta; Lepidoptera; Pyralidae. Gene Ontology annotation, molecular function: FMN binding; [methionine synthase] reductase (NADPH) activity; flavin adenine dinucleotide binding. Gene Ontology annotation, cellular component: cytosol.
UGGAUAUGGACGGACGUUUGACGUACCCAGGGUAUCAAGUAGAUACAAAACAAAUUCAGGGUUUUCAAAUUUCUUUAAUUUUUAUGAAAUAAAAAUGGUUAUCUCACACAAACACAACUUUCAAGAACUAUUCGAAGCAUGCUCCAAAUCACUUACAUUGAAUUUACCAACGCUUAAAGAAAAUUUAGUGCGAAUAAGCUAUGAAAAAUCUGACGAUCUCAGUACUGUGUAUAAUGGUCUCCCACCGCCAUUACCAUUCGCUAGGAGCGAAAUAUUUCAGACACAAAUUAGCAAUAGUAGGCGUUUGACUUCAGUGAAUGGAGACUGCAAAGCCGUGUAUGAAGUUACCUUUGAUAUAACGGGUAGUAAUUUUACAUUCAAACCUGGAGACACUAUAGGCAUCAUUCCCCACAAUGAUGAUGCAAGUGUCAACUUUAUACUGUCACAUUUGGAUCUGAUUUCACAAGCAGACUUACCUUACCACCUGAGCUGUGAUACUUCACAGAAACUGAAAUUACCCCAACACAUACCUGUAAGGUGUACUCUUAGAAAUGUCCUGAAAAAUAUAGUGGAUUUACGAAGUAUUUUAAAGAAGCUAUUUUUGCUGUCAUUAUCAAGGCACACAAAAGAUGAAAAUGAAAGGAAAGUUUUGGAAUUCCUCUGCAGUAAAGAAGGUUCCACUUCAUACACUUCGCACAUCCUAAACAAAAGUUUUUGCAUAUUGGAUUUAUUGUCUGUCUUUAAAUCAUGUAAACCACCUAUAGAAAUACUCCUCACGAAUCUCCCAAGACUAUUACCAAGACCAUAUUCUAUUGUGAAUAGUUAUUUGAAACACCCCAACUUAUUGAAAAUAUGUUUUUCUGUAAUGGAUUUUGAAAAUAACAGAAAAGGGCUCACAUCUGGCUGGCUGGAAAGACUUGUUUUAGAAGAUUCAAAUAUAGAAUCCAAAAUGGAGAAUUUAAGUCUCUAUGAAAAGAAAACAGUACCAAUAUAUUUGAGAAAAAAUAUAACAGCAUUCUCUAUGCCUGAGAACCUUGAAACUCCAUUGAUUUUAAUAGGACCAGGUACAGGGAUUGCACCUUUUAUUGGAUUUUUGGAAGAAAGACAAUAUUUGAAGGAAACUAAAGAUGUGAAUUUGGGCAAUGUUUGGGUAUUUUUUGGAUGUAGGAAUCCUAAGUUAGAUUUUAUUUACGAAAAGGAGUUGCAGAAAUAUUUAGACAAUGGAAUACUUACAAAAUUAAGCACAUCAUUUUCUAGAGUGGACAAUAAUAAUGUGAAGUAUGUUCAGGAUACAAUACAAGAAAAUGCGGAAGAACUAGUUGAAUGGAUACAUAAAGGUGCUUCCAUAUUUGUUUGUGGAGACGUGAAGACAAUGGUUGCAGAAGUUAAGAAAGCUAUUGAAACAUGUCUGAUAAGACACAGUCCAUCUGACCAAGACGCAGCCACUUUGCUUUCCGAUUUGAUCAGGGAGAAGAGAUAUUUAGUUGAUAUUUGGAAUUAGCGCGAAAGAAAUCCAUAUAAAAAUUUAUUCAUUCUUAAAUAUCUUGUAAUGAAGAGAUAGUAUAAUUAUAUUUUACAAUAUCAUAAUACAAGGGAACUUAGUUCAACUAGCUUCGUAGUUUAUUUAUUUCGUCAUAAUAUAUUUAUUUUCCAGUUACAUAUGG